Molecule: messenger RNA, 222 nt
Organism: Penicilliopsis zonata CBS 506.65
Lineage: Eukaryota; Fungi; Ascomycota; Eurotiomycetes; Eurotiales; Aspergillaceae
Exons: 2
Coding region: 1-222 (73 amino acids)
Source: RefSeq, a predicted model, not a curated record
AUGAGAUUCACAACUAUCUCCCUCUUUGCUCUGCUGAGCACCUCGAUCACAGCCACCCCCGUUCCCACCAACGGAUUGAUCCCUCGCACCUGUAUUGGAGGCAGCGAGACUGCCUGUCUCGAGGCCGCAGCAGGGACGUGCGACGGCGCCUGUGGAGCAAACUUAUCUUGUGUGUCUGCUUGUCUGGAGGCUUAUCAGGAACAGUGUGCGGAGAAUUGUUAG